GGAAGAGGAGGAGACUCGGUGCACCUAAACAGACGGAGGGGUUAUUCAUUGUGCUCAGUCUGUCACUACUGCAUCCACCGAGGAGGAGGAGGAGGAGGAGAAGAAGAAGAAGAAGAGGGCCAACACAUUAACAAAACGUGCACCACAGAGAGAGAGGCGCUUUCUGUGCUCAUCUCUGCAGCGUUUCUCCAUUGGACUGCUUGUCGGUGUGUCUCUCUUUUGUUACCGGGAGGCUGCACCGGACGAGGAAGAACCGGGGGAGUGCUCGUCCUCCGUCGGAAGAAGGGACGUGAUAUGAACCCUCAUCGGCUUUAGACAGCAGUGCAGCUAAAUAGCCCCGUUUCCAGGGAGGUGGUGGAGGAGGAGAAGGAGGAGGGUUAACAGAGGAGGAAUCAAGAGAGGACAUUUAUACCUUUUUUUUUUUUUUAUUUUUUUUUUUUUUUAAUAAACCUUGCAGCAGCUUUGUGAAGGCCGAGAUAAAAAAAAAAAAAAAUCCUCCCCACGGAACCUGUAGCAGCGAUGCCCGGGUUUGAUUACAAGUUUCUGGAGAAGCCAAAGAGACGCUUCCAGUGUCCGCUCUGCAGCAAGGCGAUGCGGGAGCCGGUCCAAGUGUCUACCUGUGGACAUCGGUUCUGUGACACCUGUCUGCAAGAAUUCCUCAGUGAGGGAGUCUUCAAGUGUCCGGAGGACCAGCUGCCGUUGGACUAUGCCAAGAUCUACCCGGACCCAGAACUGGAGCAGCAGAUCCUGGCGCUACCCAUCCGCUGCAUCCACAGCGAGGAGGGCUGCCGCUGGACCGGCCAGAUGAAGCAGCUGCAGGGCCACUUCUCCACCUGCGCCUUCAAUGUGAUACCCUGCCCCAACCGCUGCUCCGUCAAGCUGACGCGCCGCGACUUGCCCGACCACCUGCAGCACGACUGCCCCAAGCGCAAGGUCAAGUGCGAGUUCUGUGGCAGCGAGUUCACCGGCGAAGCCUACGAGAACCACCAGGGUGUGUGUCCUCAGGAGAGUGUUUACUGUGAGAACAAGUGCGGGGCGAGGAUGAUGCGUCGUCUGCUGUCCCAACACGGCCUGGCCGAGUGUCCCAAACGCACGCAGCCCUGCAAGUACUGCGGCAAGGAGUUUGUCUUCGACACAAUCCAGAACCACCAGUACCACUGCCCUCGGUUUCCUGUCCAGUGCCCAAACCAGUGCGGCACACCCAACAUCGCCCGGGAGGAUCUGGCUAACCAUGUUAAGGACAACUGCGGCAGCGCGCUCGUUCUCUGUCCCUUCAAAGACGCCGGCUGCAAACACAGGUGCCCCAAACUGGCUAUCGGUCGUCACCUGGAAGACACCACCAAGUCUCACCUGACUAUGAUGUGUAACCUGGUUGGGCGACAGCGGCAGGAGAUCCUGGAGCUGCGGAGGGAGAUGGAGGAGCUGUCCGUCAGCCACGACGGCGUUCUCAUCUGGAAGCUCAGCGACUACACGCGCAAACUCCAGGAGGCCAAAGUUCGAAGCAACCACGAGUUCUUCAGCCCGCCCUUCUACACCCACCGCUACGGCUACAAGCUGCAGGUGUCGGCCUUCCUCAAUGGCAACGGCAGCGGCGAGGGCUCCCACCUUUCCGUCUACAUCCGCGUGUUGCCCGGAGAGUACGACAGCCUGCUGGAGUGGCCCUUCUCCUACAAGGUGACUUUCUCCAUCAUGGACCAGAGCGACCCGUCGCUUUCCAAACCCCAGCACAUUACGGAAACCUUCAACCCCGACCCCAACUGGAAGAACUUCCAGAAGCCCAGCAGCACCCGCAAUUCGCUGGACGAGAGCACCCUGGGCUUCGGCUACCCCAAGUUCAUCUCUCACGAGGAGAUCAAGAAGAGGAACUACAUCCGAGACAACUGCAUCUUCAUCAAGGCUUCUAUAGAGAUUCCCCAGAAGAUAAUGGCUUAAAAUCCGACCUUUGUUUUCUUUUCAUGGAGGAGAAAGAGAGGUUAAAGACUGGAAUUGACACUUAACCUUGAAAACUUCUACACACGUACCCUUUAGAUACUUUCUGCCCUUACAGCCUCUCCACCACAGGGCUUGAAGCGAGUCUGUUUGGCUGUGUGAGCUGACUCGGAGGACCUUAAUAUAUCACAGAGGAGAAAGUGCUUGGUCUGCAGAACCAUCACUCUCUGGUGUUUCUUUUUAUUAUCAUUUUUUUUAUCUGUUUGCUGACCUUUUAUCACAGUCUACAACAAAAAGCCUUGGAAAUCAAACAGUGCCUAGAGAGUUUAUCUUAAGUUAUAUUUUUGUUGUUAUUUCCGCAGUACAGAUGUUAAAGAUUAUGGAAAAGAUAUAAAAAAGGGGUGAAGGGCUUCGCUAAGCCUCUGCACUUAGAGGAGAGAGAACGUUGGAGGCUGGUUAGAGACGUCCCGUUGGGGUGAUCUGAAGACGAGGGAGCUCAGCAGACUCAAGCUCAAGCCCAACUGCCUUUUGUUUACAUGCUCAUACAGUAUACUCCCACUGAUCCGUUAGCAAACACAGAGCCCUUGGUAAGAGACUGCUCGUGAGGUUUGUGUACACACAGACAUCAAAUCGAUGUUUUCAACUGAGAAACUUGCAGCUUCAAUCUUGGUAAUUUUUGUGUUUUAAAGUAAUAGUAUUAGAUUUUGGUUGAGUUUAAUGAGAAGAUCAAUACCUCUAUAUUAUUAUUACACGGCUUUGGUGAAUACUUGAUUCUGAUUGGUCAAUCACAGCGUUUUACUGUCUGUUAUUUCUUUAAAGCAGA
Sebastes umbrosus (honeycomb rockfish) is the source of this 2752-nucleotide messenger RNA. RefSeq names its product tnf receptor-associated factor 4a (gene traf4a). Gene Ontology annotation, biological process: regulation of apoptotic process; activation of NF-kappaB-inducing kinase activity; signal transduction. Bases 520 to 1932 code for a protein of 470 amino acids. The transcript is spliced from 7 exons. Lineage: Eukaryota; Metazoa; Chordata; Actinopteri; Perciformes; Sebastidae. The record is from RefSeq and is a predicted model, not a curated record. Gene Ontology annotation, molecular function: zinc ion binding; protein binding.